This is a messenger RNA of Prosopis cineraria, 2710 nucleotides long. RefSeq names its product DNA replication licensing factor MCM3. Bases 43 to 2367 code for a protein of 774 amino acids. Gene Ontology annotation, molecular function: ATP binding; single-stranded DNA helicase activity; ATP hydrolysis activity. Gene Ontology annotation, biological process: DNA strand elongation involved in DNA replication; DNA replication; double-strand break repair via break-induced replication. The transcript has 17 exons. Lineage: Eukaryota; Viridiplantae; Streptophyta; Magnoliopsida; Fabales; Fabaceae. The record is from RefSeq and is a predicted model, not a curated record. Gene Ontology annotation, cellular component: nucleus; MCM complex.
UUCACACUCGUUCGUAGUCUGAGGCAAGCAGAAAGUGAAGAAAUGGAUAUUAGCGAAGAAGUUAGGGCAGCUCACAAGCGAGAAUUCGCCGAUUUCCUGGACCAGGAUGUUGGGAAAGGGAUAUACAUGGACGAAAUCAAAGCAAUGAUCAACCACAAGCGCCGUCGCCUCAUAGUCAAUAUCUCUGAUCUUCAUAGCUUCCGCGAUUUGGGUAAUAGGAUUCUCAGGAACCCUAGUGAGUACAUACAAUCAUUCUGUGAUGCUGUGACAGAUGCUGCUCGUGCUAUUGACCCCAAGUAUUUGAAGGAAGGAGAACAAGUGCUUGUAGGAUUUGAAGGCCCCUUCGUUUCCCGUGGUGUCACCCCGAGGGAGCUCCUAUCUGAAUUCAUAGGUUCUAUGGUCUGCGUUGAGGGCAUUGUCACAAAAUGUUCCCUUGUAAGGCCGAAGGUUGUUAAAAGUGUUCACUUCUGCCCCACGACAAAAAAAUUCACCACUCGUGAAUAUCGUGAUAUUACUUCCAAUAUGGGUCUUCCCACAGGGUCUGUUUAUCCCACAAGGGAUGAAAACGGCAACUUACUGGUGACCGAGUAUGGAUUGUGCAAAUAUAAAGAUCAUCAAACCUUAUCCAUGCAAGAAGUUCCUGAGAAUUCUGCACCUGGUCAACUUCCAAGAACAGUAGAUGUGAUAGUAGAGGAUGACCUUGUUGACUGUUGUAAACCUGGGGAUCGUGUGGCUAUUGUGGGGGUAUAUAAGGCCCUAGCAGGGAAAAGUAAAGGCGGCGUGAAUGGAGUGUUCAGGACUGUACUUAUAGCCAACAAUGUCUCUCUUCUUAACAAAGAGGCUAACGCACCAAUCUACAGUGCUGAAGAUCUGAAAAACAUAAAGAAGAUUGCCGAAAGAGACGAUGCCUUUGACCUACUUGGUAAUUCACUUGCACCUUCUAUUUAUGGGCAUUCCUGGAUAAAGAAAGCGGUGAUUUUAUUGAUGCUUGGUGGAGUCGAAAAGAACUUAAAGAAUGGUACCCAUUUGCGAGGUGACAUUAACAUGAUGAUGGUUGGCGAUCCGUCUGUUGCCAAGUCUCAACUCUUAAGAGCAAUUAUGAAUAUUGCUCCCUUGGCUAUAUCUACUACAGGUCGGGGUUCUUCUGGCGUUGGUUUAACAGCAGCAGUUACUUCUGAUCAAGAAACAGGGGAAAGAAGGCUUGAAGCUGGAGCGAUGGUUCUUGCUGAUCGAGGUGUUGUCUGCAUUGACGAGUUUGACAAAAUGAAUGAUCAAGAUCGGGUUGCUAUACAUGAAGUUAUGGAACAGCAAACUGUAACUAUAGCCAAAGCAGGUAUCCAUGCAUCUCUCAAUGCUCGAUGCAGUGUGGUUGCUGCUGCAAAUCCCAUAUAUGGAACUUAUGACCGAUCACUGACCCCAACAAAAAAUAUUGGACUCCCAGACUCCUUGCUUUCCCGAUUUGAUCUUCUGUUUAUUGUCUUGGAUCAAAUGGAUCCUGAUAUUGAUCGUCAUAUAUCGGAGCAUGUCUUGCGUAUGCAUCGAUACCGUUCUGCCAUUGAUGGAGGUGAGGUAGCAUUUGAUGGUGCCUCGAGAUAUGGAAGAGAAGAUGAGGCUGACACUGACUCAGCUGUCUUUGUCAAAUAUAACCGGAUGCUACACGGAAAGAAAAUAGAAAAAGGUCGCAAGCGCGAUGUGCUCACAAUCAAGUUUCUUAAGAAGUAUAUUCAUUAUGCUAAGCAUAGGAUUCAACCUGAACUUACUGAUGAGGCAUCUGAACACAUUGCCACAGCAUAUGCUGAACUCAGAAAUGCUGGUUCAAGUGCUAUGACUGGAGGAACCCUUCCUAUCACUGCUAGAACUUUGGAAACCAUAAUACGUCUCUCAACGGCUCAUGCUAAAUUGAAGUUGAGCAGACAGGUUUUAAAGUCUGAUGUUGAAGCCUCUCUGAAAGUUCUUAAUUUUGCAAUAUAUCACAAAGAACUAACAGAAAUGGAGGAGCGUGAUCAAGAGAGAGAAAUGGAGAGGAAACGCAGGGCUGAGGAGCAUCCUGGUGAAAAUGAUGAACCUAGUCGAGGUCCUAAAAAUAGAAGAGUCUCGACAGCUGAAGCCAUGGAAGUUGACGAGACUUCGGCAGCCCAAUCUGCUACCGGUCUCACACCUGAAAGAAUCGGAGCAUUCAAUUCUUUAUUUGGUCAGCAUAUGCGUGCCAAUCGCUUGGAUCUCAUAUCCAUUUCAGAUGUAGAGAAUGUUGUCAACCAAGGUGCAGAAUCCAGUUACAGCAGAGAAGAUAUAUUAUUCCUAUUAGAGAAGUUGCAAGAUGACAAUAGAGUAAUGAUAGCUGAUGGAGUGGUGCAUAUGAUAUCAUAGGGGCAUAGAUAGGGCAUUAGAAGUUGAAGGAAGCAGAUUCUCACUCCAUCCAGAGUUUAUGCAUCUACUUGCUGAGAGAUACUGGGAAUUAACAGAAUUCUCCUGUCAAAGGAGCUAUAACGUCUCCCCUUCAAGUUUUAUUAUUGUUUAUACUGUAACGCCAACCAUAUCAUGUAGUUCAGCUAUAGCAGAUCUUGUAAUCAGCAUUUUCGGACUCUUGAAUAUUGAGAAAUUUGUUCAUUUGAUAGAAUGAACUUAUGUUAGCUCAUCCAAUGUUGUCUUCUGAAGUCUCAAGAAUGCAUUGUAACUGUGCUCUUCGUUAAAUGGACCGCCAAUACAUUCA